GGGAGAAGAGACAAAAGACAAUCAGUCACGUUUUCUAUCACGUGUAGGCCAACUGGACUCGAAAGAAUAAUCGUCAUCUAGCAUAAGAACGAAGUGCAGCAUAGCUCAAAAUGAUAAAUUACAUACAUAGUACAUAGAGUAUACAGGCUUUACAUUACAUUAGAAUCAGCUUUGCAGUAUUACAAAAGGUCCUUGAAUUGAUUGGUUGCAAUAAUAUCUAUUUUUGGGUUGGUUAUAUAGCUCUAUAUACGAUAAAUCUAAAUCUGGGGUAGUUUCAAAGCUGGACAUCAAGAACAAUAUGAAAUGAAACUAGAUGCUCUUAAAGCUAGCUGAACAUAAUCAUAUUGCAUUCCAGUUAUCCAUAUGAUCGUUUAGUCAGUAUCCCAAUCAAAUAUAGCAUCCAUAUCACAGUAUAAUCAUAUCAGCCUAGCAACACCAAAACCAAUAGCGAAAAGCUGUAAACAAAUGCCCAUUGAAACGGUGGUCAGCUCUAUGCUAAUGUUCAAUUAUGUACUUACUUAUGAUGUGCCUCGAGACUAUCUUGAAUACCUUAUGCCACUAUUUUGCACAGCUAGUACCCUUUCAACUCACAAUUUGUUUCGUGCUGUAUAUAUUGGUUAUCUAAACCAAAAAUUUAUGUCAAGUUUUGAUCACCAAGUGCACCUUAUAAGAGAACACCACAUUCUAAAACUAUAACAGUAGAUUUGUUAGUAUCAACUUCUAGCUUUAUUAAGUUAGUUAUUAUUAUCUCACCACCAACUGUUCGUCAAUUACAAUUGACAUUAGCAGCACUAAAACAUUCAUAUAGUAUAAGUCUUAAGAGAAGAGAGUAACAAAAAAAGAGAGGAAGAAAAGUGGGAAAUCACUCCCUUUUAUAAUAUUUCCUCUGGAAUGUUCAAGGCUGUUACCAGUGGCUGCCAUUCAGUAGUUUAUUGGUGUAUUAUCUUGUUUAUUUUUCGUUGUGCAUUGUAUGUGUUGUACAAUUCUGAAAAAGCGCGUCAAGUGCAUCAAAAGAAGACCCAAUAAAUGACAAGAAGAAUAACUCACUAGUCACAACAAAUACAAUUACACAAGUAAUACAAGUAGAAUCUAC
This is a messenger RNA of Hansenula anomala, 1093 nucleotides long. RefSeq lists its product as uncharacterized. The transcript has 3 exons. NCBI's taxonomy places the organism in Eukaryota, Fungi, Ascomycota, Saccharomycetes, Phaffomycetales, Wickerhamomycetaceae. The record is from RefSeq and is a predicted model, not a curated record. The coding region runs from base 466 to 696 and encodes 76 amino acids.